AUGAGUUUACCCCUCAAUCCCAAACCUUUCCUCAGUGGACUAACAGGAAAGCCAGUGAUGGUGAGACUUAAGUGGGGAAUGGAGUACAAGGGCUACCUGGUAUCUGUAGAUGGCUACGUGAACAUGCAGCUUGCAAAUACAGAAGAAUACAUAGAUGAAGUGUUGUCUGGACAUCUGGGUGAAGUUUUAAUAAGGUGUCAUAAUGUCCUUUAUAUCAGAGGUGUAGAAGAGGAGGAAGGAGACUGGGAAAUGAGAGAAAUGAGUUUGUGGGGGAAUUUUUUCUUCUUUUUUUCCUGA
This is a messenger RNA of Cebus imitator (Panamanian white-faced capuchin), 297 nucleotides long. RefSeq names its product small nuclear ribonucleoprotein F-like. Gene Ontology annotation, molecular function: RNA binding. The coding region runs from base 1 to 297 and encodes 98 amino acids. Gene Ontology annotation, cellular component: catalytic step 2 spliceosome; U1 snRNP. The record is from RefSeq and is a predicted model, not a curated record. The transcript has a single exon. Gene Ontology annotation, biological process: mRNA splicing, via spliceosome; spliceosomal snRNP assembly. NCBI's taxonomy places the organism in Eukaryota, Metazoa, Chordata, Mammalia, Primates, Cebidae.